AGAGAGAGGGAGAGAGAGAGAGAGAGUGGGGAGAGGGAGAGGGAGAGAGAGGGAGAGAGACAGAGUGAGCGAGGAGCGAGUGAGAGAAGGACCUGACAGCUACAGAGUUGAACAGAGGAGUUUGUGAGGAGAGAGGGUACUGCGUUAUUUGUAUUCAGGUUCUUUCGGUGAAGUCACUUCCUGGCUGUUUGUUUUUUUCUGCCGUUGCCCUCAGUAACCACCCCUAGCAACCACUGCCAUGGGAGACCUUGAGCAGCUUCGCCAGGAAGCAGAAUCGCUGAAGAAGCAAAUCGAGGAGGCUCGUAAGGGUGUAGCGGACACCACUCUGGCUGAGUUAACGAGCGGGAUCGAGGUGGUGGGGAGAGUCCAGAUGAAAACCAGGAGGACUCUCAGGGGACACCUCGCCAAGAUCUACGCCUUGCACUGGUCAACUGACUCCCGGUUGAUGGUCAGUGCCUCUCAGGAUGGAAAGCUCAUUGUCUGGGACACCUACACGACCAACAAGGUCAAUGCUAUCCCCCUGCGCUCCUCCUGGGUGAUGACCUGUGCUUACGCCCCCUCUGGUAACUUUGUUGCGUGCGGUGGUCUGGACAACAUGUGCUCUAUCUACAACCUGAAAACCCGUGAUGGGAAUGUGAAGGUGAGCCGCGAGCUCAAUGCGCACACCGGGUACCUGUCCUGCUGCCGCUUCUUGAACGACAAUGAAAUCAUCACCAGCUCAGGAGACACCACCUGUGCUCUCUGGGACAUCGAGACUGGCAGUCAGAAGACAGUGUUCACGGGGCACACAGGGGACUGCAUGAGCCUGGCUGUGUCGCCCGACCUCAAUUUCUUCAUCUCAGGGGCCUGCGACUGGUCUGCCAAGCUGUGGGACGUGAGAGAUGGGAACUGCAGACAGACCUUCACUGGACACGAGUCUGACAUCAACGCCAUCUGUUUCUUCCCCAAUGGUAAUGCAAUCUGCACUGGUUCAGACGAUGCCACCUGCAAGCUGUUUGACCUGCGCUCGGACCAGGAGCUCACCUCGUACUCCCAGGAGAGUAUAAUCUGCGGGAUCACCUCCAUCUCCAUGUCCCGCAGCGGCCGCAUGAUCCUCGCCGGCUACGACGACUUCAACUGCAACAUCUGGGACACGCUGAAGGCCGAGCGGAUUGGCGUGCUCGCGGGUCAUGACAACCGGGUCAGCUGUAUCGGUGUCAACGAAGACGGGAUGGCAGCUGCUACCGGAUCAUGGGAUAGCUUCCUGAAAAUCUGGAACUAGAAGAAAUAGCAGAGGAGGGGAGAAGGGAUCAUGGGAAAGAAAAAAAAAGAAAAACCUGUCAGCUGAGAAGACUACAUUUCCCACAGUCCUUUUCACCAGUAAAGGCAUCCAUUACUUACUUGUCUACAGACAUGGAUUGUUGGAAAUGUAGUCUUUGGUUUAUUGUGCACUAUCCAGUCUUGAUAGGGGUGCAGUGUCUCCUCACCAGUGUAAAUGAGUCUCUCCCCAUCUCUACAAUGCAACUGGGAUAAAAGGACGGGAACAUAAAAUCGGGAAAAAUGUAAAUCAGGGAAUUUUAAUUUGUGUUUCACUAUUUAAAGUAAAUAACGUUUGUUGUUUAAUAUUAUUAUAAAUACAUACACAUAUAUAUUUUAGGCAAUAUUUAUUUUUCUUGUACUCACAGUUGAUCAAGCCUGAUGAUGUCACCAUCUUGUUUUCCAGUGAAGAAUGUUGAAACAGCUUGUUAAUAAAACAGCAUAUUUCAGGGUAACUUCACUCAUUUAACUAGUUAUUCCAUGUAUUCAGAAUUUCAGAACAGCACAAUCAUGGAUUAUAAGUGAUGUAAAGCAAUUCUUAAUAAAGACUAGUUGGCUGCA
Molecule: messenger RNA, 1857 nt
Organism: Acipenser ruthenus (sterlet)
Lineage: Eukaryota; Metazoa; Chordata; Actinopteri; Acipenseriformes; Acipenseridae
Gene: gnb3a
Product: guanine nucleotide binding protein (G protein), beta polypeptide 3a
Exons: 9
Coding region: 239-1261 (340 amino acids)
Biological process (GO): G protein-coupled receptor signaling pathway
Cellular component (GO): cytoplasm; heterotrimeric G-protein complex
Molecular function (GO): signaling receptor complex adaptor activity; protein binding
Source: RefSeq, a predicted model, not a curated record